Molecule: messenger RNA, 2718 nt
Organism: Drosophila obscura
Lineage: Eukaryota; Metazoa; Arthropoda; Insecta; Diptera; Drosophilidae
Gene: pio
Exons: 9
Coding region: 291-1688 (465 amino acids)
Source: RefSeq, a predicted model, not a curated record
GCUCAGUCAGUCUUGGCCAGGUUGGUGUGCGAGAGACAUCCACAUUGCUAACGAACGCGGAUCGCACGACAGAUCCGAUCCGACCCUCUCCGCUUCGUUUCGAUUCAAUGCUAACCCAUCCUCGUGUACGCGAGUGCCUCAUCGAUCCCAAGUUCUGAUUUGAACCAUAGCGAAAAACAAACAUCAAAAACAACCAACCGCCAAAUACAACACAGCACAACCCAUUGGAUUGGAUUGGAUUGGAUUACACAAGAAGGGCGAAGUUGGACAACCUGGACAGAGCUCACACCAUGAAGUCGGGCACACAAAUGGACGUACUGUACACGGCGCUGCACUUAAUCACAAUCGCAGCUCUGACGACGCACGCAGCACAGAUACCAACGGCAGUCAAGGAUGCACAAAGCUCGCUAAGUGACGCCAUCGCAGCGGCCGAGGCGGAGUCCGAUGGAGGCGCACCCACCUCCAAGCCAGCCAUUGAGCCGAGCGUGCGGAUAAAGUGCCUAUCGGGCUCCAUGCUGAUCACCAUCAAAGAUGCCCCGCCAAACCACGAGACCGGACUUUUCAGUGGCAUGAUCUACCCGAAAGGCCUAUCCAAGAACUCCACAUGCCUCAGCGAGUACAGAGAUCACGUGGGCUCGCUGCGGUACAAGCUGCCCCUGCGUAGCUGCAACACGAUGCCCAAGGAAACGGACGAUGGCGGCAUUGAAUUCUUCAACACAAUCGUGCUCCAGCCUCACCUGAAGCUCAUCACCGAUCUGGGACGUGGCUACCAUGUGCGCUGUGCCUAUAAAAGCCGCGACGCAGCCAUCAAGCCCAAGAAGCAUCUGCGCAAGCACUCCCAGAAACCACAGGCCUUGCGCAGCGAGGAUCGCCGUGACUAUGGCAGAUCCUUGGACAAACAGCGCGACGAUGAACUGGACGAGGAGGAUGUCUACGAUGUGAAUGCCCCGCUCGACGAAGAGGAUGUCAGCAAUAACGAAAUCCCCAUGCCCGGCUGCCAUAUGAAAAUCUACAAUGACGAGCACAAGAUUGCCGACGACGUGAAGAUCGGUGAUCCGCUGACCAUUGUCAUCAGCAUCGACAGACAGCAGAUCUAUGGUCUCCAUGUUACCGACUGCAUCGUGCGUGACGGCUUGGGUUGGGGAGAACAGCGAUUGGUGGGAGAGGAUGGAUGUCCCAUGGACAACGAGAUCAUGGGACAAUUCAAUUACACGCUGGAUCGAUUGGCCGCUAAUGUGACCUUCCCGGCCCACAAGUUCCCGUACACCACCUCGGUCUACUAUCAGUGCAAUGUGCGCCUCUGUGCUCUGGAAGAUCCGACAUGCCAGGAGGCGCCUCUGUGCAGCGGCAAGCGGCCAAAGCGUCAGACUGCUGUCGAUAGCAAGGACGAGGAAGGUUUACCAGCCACAAUUGAGGUAUUCUCCGGCCUCUACGUCAACGAGAACGAGAAUGCCAACGACAGCGACGAUGAUGCAGUCUACAAGGAGAAGACUCUGGAGGACGCUCUGUGUGUGUCGCAGCGCACCUUUGCCAUAGCCAUUGCCAUUGCGGGCCUGAUUUUGAUGCUGGCUGUGGUCGCAGCUGUGCUGUGCAUCAUGGCUCGCCGCAGCACGAAGACGGUGUCCAAUUCGGGCAGCUCAAUCUACAGUGGACCCUACACGAACACCGCCUUCUCGCACAGUAGCUAAACGCAGCCCGGCUCCGGGUCCCGCCUCAAUGUGAAAAUUCAAAAUUCAACCUAUCCAAAAUUAUGCAAAUGGAACACUCAAAGUGUUUUAAAUCAGUUAUCAGGAUGAGAUUCUGUCGCGCAGGGUGCCGCUGCGGUAGUCAACGUCAACUCCGUCGAAUCAAGAAUGGGAGCAAAUUAGUGUUUAAGGUCACAGGAGCAAGCGGUCGGUCAGUCGUCCAGCGACGACUGUCCCUAGGUUUAAGCAUAGUCUUAGGUUUGAAAAAUGUUUGUGCAGAGAUUACCGGGCAAUGGCUGGGUCCCCUCUCUAUUGCCCGCUAAUGUCGCAGAGUUCUUGGCAUCGCUCGGUCACAUGGAGGGAGCUGGAACUCUGUUCCGCACAGUCGGUGUUGGACUCGCCCUUCUUUGAGAGACUCCACUUUAAGCAGUGGUGCAGUCAUUAGCGUGUCUCUUGACAUCACAGCCCUCCUUUACACGUAUUAUGCUUACACUACCUACCUACUACUAUAAUUUAAACACUCGAACUAACAACGAAUGCAGCAGCCGACGCUCAGGUGAUAUUUGUACUCGUAUCUACUUAAUACUUUAACUGCUACACGUAAUUUAUCAGAUCAGAUGGAUCGAAUGCCUUACUGCCAAAGGUCCACGUAGAAACACAAACAAAUCCACACAUCACGUUCUUAGUUGAAUUUCCUGAACAACUUCUUGUCAUUGUUUAACUUAAACUACACUGCACUACACUCUGGACUAGGGCAGCAGCAGCCCUUAUUAGAAUGCAGCCGUCCCAAGCAGAAAUCUACUAUACUUAAAAUACAAUAAAUAUGUUGUAAUCACUCUCAAACGUAAGCUUAGGACUUUGUACAGCUUCAAUGGAGCAUUCCGAAUGCGAUUCUGAGGGAAUGCUCUUCUGGAGCCGUUCAAUUUACGCAUAACGCAUACAAAUGGAAAUCAAUUUAAAUUUUAAACUGCAAUUAUAGUUUACCUCUAAGUUAAUAUUAAUCACAUUGAACAAUAAACUCAAAUUGACCGUA